UCCGCUAUUUCCUUUUUUGGAGAAUCCAAAAUGGCGGAUUAAUAAUAAACGCACAGUCCUGUUUGUUUUCUAAUGGGAGCGACUAUUCAAUAUGGCAGACAAAAAAGGGAAGUCUACGGGAGUGAAGAGGGUACUUACGAAGAGAGAGCAAGAGGAGAUCAAGAAAAAGGAAGAAGAAAAGGCCGCUGAAGUCUUUGAGGAGUUCUUGGCGUCUUUCGAUGGCAGUGAGAAGAGCAGCGUAAAGACUUUUGUACGAGGGGGGAUUGUAAACGCCACUAAAGAGGAAGAGGCAGCGGAGGUGAAGAAGAGUAAACUUUACAGACCUGCUUCUAAAUUCACUCCCGUACCUCAGAAUGUGUCACCAGUGCAGCCUGCAGAGUCUAAGAAAACUGUGGUUAAAAAGAAAACAGAAGAGAAGAAGAAGAGUAACCUGGAAUUAUUCAAAGAGGAGCUUAAACAAAUACAGGAAGAGAGAGAAGAGCGCUACAAAAGGAAGAAGAAUGAUCCAGGAGGGGUGUAUCCAGAUGUGGAUCUACCGCUAACACGACGGUCAAUAUUUGAUGAUGACCCAACAGUGCCAACCACUACUAACCUCUACAUUGGCUGCAUCAACCCCAAGAUGACGGAGGAGAUGCUGUGCAAGGAGUUUGGAAAGUAUGGCCCGCUGGCCAGUGUCAAGAUCAUGUGGCCUAGGACGGAAGAGGAGAGGACCAGAGUGACCAACCGCGGCUUUGUGGCCUUCAUGACACGGAAAGACGCUGAAAGGGCAUUGGCUGCUUUAGAUGGAAAAACAGUGAUGGGUUUUGAGAUGAAGUUGGGCUGGGGGAAAGCUGUACGGAUUCCGCCCCAGCCCCUCUACACCCCCAUAGGGGUGCUGAAGACCACGGCCCCACCUCCCCCAUCCGGGCUGCCCUUCAAUGCUCAGCCGCGGGACCGCUUCCGCAACGACUUCACCAAACCUCGCAGCCGCUCGCAAGAAGAUUUUUACAAGACUCUGUACGACGCCGUAGUGACAGUGGUUAUCCCAUCAGAAAGGAACCUGCUGUGCCUCAUCCACAGGAUGAUUGAGUUUGUGGUGAGAGAGGGACCCAUGUUCGAGGCCAUAAUCAUGAGCCGAGAGCAGAGCAACCCAGACUUCAGGUUUCUGUUUGAUAAUAAGAGUCAGGAACAUGUUUACUACAGAUGGAAGCUCUACUCCAUACUGCAGGGAGACAGUCCGAGCGAAUGGAAGACGUCGCAUUUCCGAAUGUUUCGGGGUGGUUCUCUGUGGAGGCCCCCUGUCCUCAAACCAUAUCUCCAUGGAGACGAGGAGUCGGAGGAUGGCUCCUCCCCCUCUCAGGAGGAGGAGCUAAAGAAAGGGCAGCUAAAGGCCGAACACAGAGAGCAGUUGGAGGUGUUGUUGCGGGGUUUAACACCCCGUCGAGUGGAGAUUGGAGACGCCAUGAUGUUCUGUCUGGAGAAGGCUGAAGCUGCAGAGGAGGUGGUCUCCUGCAUCGCGGAGUCACUCUCUAUACUACACACCCCACUACAGAAGAAGGUUGCAAGGCUGUAUUUGGUUUCAGACAUCUUGUACAACUCCUGUGCCAAAGUCGCUAAUGCAUCCUACUACCGGAAAUACUUUGAGCCAAGGCUGCCUCAGAUUUUCACUGACGUUGGGGAGGCAUAUAGAAACAUCCAGGCCAGACUGCAGGCUGAGCAGUUCAAGCAAAAGAUCAUGACUUGCUUCCGAGCAUGGGAGGACUGGGCCAUUUACCCAGAAUCCUUUUUGAUCCAGCUGCAGAACAUCUUCCUUGGCCUCAUCAAACCAGGAGAGGAAGUCAUUGAAAGGACAGAGACUGCUUCUCCAGACCUGGACGGUGCUCCGUUAGAUGGAGCUCCUCUGGAUGGGGCGGAGAUUGACGGCACGCCUCUGGACGACCUGGACGGAUCCCCCAUGCCCUGGGACCCUUCCUCCAUUGAUGGGGUUCCCGUGGAUGACAUAGAUGGGGUCCCCCUCGGACCCCCAAUGGAUGACAUUGACGGUGUGCCCUUGGAUGAAGGCAUGGAUAAGAUGGUGCCCAGUGUUGCCUUGUCUAAAUGGGAGAGAGUGGACGAUGUUGAGCCUUCAGCUAAAUCAGACUCUGAAGAUGAGAGGAGUGUUGGUGAUGUGAAGGAUAACGAGAUGGACUCUGAUGAUGUCAGCAGCAGCGAUGACGCGGCCAGUCCCAGCAGGUACGAGGGGGCGGAGUUUAAGAGCAGCCUGAGAAACUUCGAGAUGUCUGAGAGCAAGAGAACUCGACUCCGAGAGCUGGAGGUGAAGGUGAUGAAGUUUCAGGAUGAGCUGGAGUCUGGGAAGAGACAGAGGAAGUCCAGCAUGAGCCUCCAACAACAGGUUCAGCACUACAGAAACAAACUAUUACAGAAGGAGUUUGAUAAAGACGAAGAAGAAAAGAAAGACAAGUCAAUGAGUAAGCAGAAGGACAAACCGAAGAAAGAAGAGCGGAGAGACAGAGGGGAAGACAAAAGCAAAGGGCGAGAGAGGGAGAAGGAGAGAGAACGGGAGAAGGAGAAAGAGAGAGAAAAAGAGAGGGACAGAGAAAGGAGCAAGAAGAGUGAGGACCGGGAGAGGAGCAGGGGGAGGAGCCGAGACAAAGAGGAGAAGAGGGACCGGACAAGGUCUCGGUCACCGCGGAAGUCGAAGCGUUCCCGCUCUCCGUCGCCUCAGCGCAAGUCCUGGAGGUCUUCAUCUCGAUCGCCCCACCGCUCGCACAAGAAGGCCAAGAAGAGCAAACACUGAACCCUGACCUUUUGACCUCUGUGACCUUUUCUUCUGAUUUUGAAGCAGCUCUGUGAACAGCGCCACCUACGGAUUGCUGCCGUUCUCACACAUGCUUCUGUCCCACAAUGCUUCAGGGGCUGGACUCGGGCCAACGACUGCUGUCUGUUUAUUUCCCAGAAUCCUCCUACUCUCUGUGGCUGCUCCAAUUACACAAGCAAGGGCUCGGCCCGGAUUUUUUUGUAAAAUGAAGUUUAAGCGUUUAUUUGUACAGUUCUUAAUUUUGUUUUUAAAAACGCCCUCUUUGGAAAGAUCUGUUGCAGGAUUGGCCCCCACAAUCUUUACAAUAAACAGCUCUUGGCAGUAA
This is a messenger RNA of Colossoma macropomum (tambaqui), 3122 nucleotides long. RefSeq lists its product as uncharacterized. Gene Ontology annotation, cellular component: nucleus. The transcript is spliced from 24 exons. Bases 92 to 2776 code for a protein of 894 amino acids. Gene Ontology annotation, molecular function: RNA binding. Lineage: Eukaryota; Metazoa; Chordata; Actinopteri; Characiformes; Serrasalmidae. The record is from RefSeq and is a predicted model, not a curated record. Gene Ontology annotation, biological process: RNA processing.